Manis pentadactyla (Chinese pangolin) is the source of this 1741-nucleotide messenger RNA. It is a transcript of the gene SMIM41, whose product is annotated as small integral membrane protein 41. Lineage: Eukaryota; Metazoa; Chordata; Mammalia; Pholidota; Manidae. The record is from RefSeq and is a predicted model, not a curated record. The transcript is spliced from 2 exons. Bases 1189 to 1461 code for a protein of 90 amino acids.
UUUUGGCCGUGGUCCUGGGGCAGGGAGGUAGCCAGGAUGGCCUGGGAAUGUUUGCACAUUUCCCCAUUCCAAGCCACCCUCGGCCGUGUGAUACUUUAUUACAGGUUUUGUGAUGUCCUACUCUUGGUUUCUGGGGCAAUGGGGAAUUGGAGAACUCGGGAAGUUUUCAAGGGCUUGGAGAUACGGAAGGCCCAUUUCCAGCAAGUCCUUGAUGGUGUGGUUCCUACCUGGCCUGCUGCAAUCUGGGGGACCACCUUUUCCUUCUCUCUGGCCAUCAGCUAAUCCCUUCUGAGGGGUUGGCUGAUAGAGGUGAUCACUGGUGGUGACUUUGUUUUUAAACAGAGAGCUCAAGGGUGCUCUCUCAGGAGACCUUGGCAGGAGGGUCUUCCAAGCUUCCCCAGACUUUCUACUUUUCUGCAGCCAGACUCAGCUCCACAUUCCCACCCUGACUUGGUGGUGAGACGCAGCUGGCAGCAAGCUCCCCUUGGACAGGACAGUAACUUUGCCAUCCCUUUUGGCAUUGUGAUUUCUGGAGGUAGGGGACUGAUUCACUCAAGGUCAGGACAGGAGUCUUAGUGACUCAAAUCUAUGCUUUCUCAUUGGUCUGUAUAUUUGGGGCCCAAGCAAAGGAAUAGCGUGGUAGGCCUUGAAGUUCCCCACUCUCCAUCUCCCCCUGCUGUGGGGCCACGGAGGCACCGACCUGCCUGUCCAGCCCCAGGAGAUUCAGAGGGGAUGGUAGAUAAGGGAAGGAGAGGUAUCACUCAGAUCCUUGGAAGCUGCUCCCUUGCUUCCUGUUCAGGCGGCUACGGAGCAGUGUUGAGCUCUGGCCCAGGGACAGAAUGCCCAGGUGCCAUCCAUUGACUUCCUUUGCCAAAGGGGAGGGAGAGCCUUGGGGACAGGACUCCUGGGUUUGUCUGCUUGGGUGCGUGGGCCAUAUUCCAUGCGUGGGUGUGUGGAUGCCUUUGGGAUGAGAAGAAACACUCCAGCCCCGCGUGUCUGGGCCAUAGUACACACCGGUGGAGCCCUUCACGUAAGAGCCCUUGCUCUGCGUAAGGGUGGGGGUGUAGGGCGUCCGGAUCCGCCCCUGGGGGCCCUCCCUGUUGCAGCCUUAGCCCGCCCACCCUCAGGCCGCCUUGGCGCCCACACUUCUGGCAGUCCUCUGCACAUCUCGGCAGCCUGCGCCAAAGCAUGAACGGCUCACAGGCAGGCGCUGCGGCCCGGGCCACCUGGCUGAACUGCUGCAACCAGUCCGGGGUGCAUCCCGAGCCGCUCGCGGGGCCGCGCGCCGUGCAGGCUGUGGUGCUGGGCGUGCUGUCCCUGCUGGUCCUCUGCGGCGUCCUGUUUCUGGGCGGCGGCCUCCUCCUCCGCGCCCAGGGCCUGACCGCGCUGCUGGUCCCCGAGUGGCGCCUGUCCCUCGAGGCCGCGCCCGGUAGCCCCAGCGGAGGCGAGGACGACUGCUAGGCGCCCGGCUGUGCUUGCGGGGGGCAGCCUUCAGGCGGUUCUCGGACUCCAAGCCGACUGCGCAGGAGGGCCGCCAGAGUGCCUCUGACGGCUGCUGCAGAGGGGGGACCCUGCGCCCCUUCACGAGGCUCCGCCUCUGCACAGAGAGCCCUCCCUCCAGCCUGCUGCACUGGGGGACUGCUACCUUUGAUCCAUGUGUGGUGCAGACUACAGACUGGGAGAAACCUGGAUUGUGGUGGGACCUCAACUGGGAUCCUUGCACUCAGCUGCCGCCUCUGAU